AUGAAUCGCUCAAUCGCCACUGAAGAACAGCAGCAUUUACAUGUUCCAUCACCUCCAUCAAAUCUUACGAGAUCAUUUUCAUUAAAAUCUCAACAUUCAAAACAAGAUUAUAUUCGACGUAAAUCAGCUGCUGAUGCACCAUCAUUAGCAAUUAAACGUUUAGAACUAUCAGCUGAUAACAAUGAAAAUGAACAGAUAAAUACACCACCACCAAGACGUCCAUCAGCAGCAUUAUUUCAAAGACGUUUUACUGUUUUCUCAGUUGAAGAACAAUAUAUGGCUUCAAAUAGACAACGUCGUAUGACAACAGGUCGUUUUUCUUUUUUUGAUAAUAAAUCAAAUACAAAUUUACUGAAAAAUAAACGGCCAAGUGUUAUAUCACAAGUGGUCGAGUCAUUUGUACGACGAUUUUCAUUGCGAAAGAAAAAGAAUAAUAAUAAUAAUAAUAAUAAUAAUAACAAUAAUGAUCAAGAACAAGAUGAAACAAUCAUUGAUCCUGUUUAUGAAACAUUAAAAAUUGCAGCUGAAACACGUAAAAUGACAUUAGCUAAUUAUUUACAACAACGACAACAAAUACUCAAUAAACAAACAUCUCUGAAUAGUCAAGGUUCAUCUGAACCAGACAUUCAAUCAUCGCCAAGAGCAUCACGUCAUGCAAGUCGUACAGAAAAUGAUUUAGCUUCAUCAUUAAAACCAUCAACACAACAACCAAUAAGAACAUCAUUAGGUAAAAGAUAUUCUUCAGUUCGUCUUACAUCUACAGUAGAUAAACAUCCAUUUUCAACUCGAUAUAUGUCAUUUAAAAAUAGUUCAACUAAAUCGCGUAAAAAUCUUUGA
Messenger RNA from Adineta steineri, 837 nucleotides. The record is from the annotation of a GenBank genome assembly. NCBI's taxonomy places the organism in Eukaryota, Metazoa, Rotifera, Eurotatoria, Adinetida, Adinetidae.